Cokeromyces recurvatus is the source of this 414-nucleotide messenger RNA. RefSeq lists its product as uncharacterized. The annotation marks the transcript as partial. The record is from RefSeq and is a predicted model, not a curated record. The transcript has 4 exons. Lineage: Eukaryota; Fungi; Mucoromycota; Mucoromycetes; Mucorales; Mucoraceae.
CAAAAUAACAAAUAUCUUCCAUCUCUCAGCCCAGAAAAGCAUGGUGUAAUUUGGUACGGGAUUGAUUUACGUCGCCGUUCAUCUCUUCCAGAAGAUCUUUAUACCCGAAUGAGGUACGAAACUACAGCGAUCAAGCAAUAUAAUAUCAGUAAUAGUUACAAGGAGGCGAUCAGGAAUAUAAUUCAAUCAACCAAUCGUAAUCAUAUGCUGGAAUCUAUUGAAGUCUUACGUUCUGCCGAGGGUAGUGCAGUUGAGAAGAAAGCACUAAUUGACUUUUUUAUGUUAUUUGGUGAAGAGAUUUAUGACGAUGUAGGUGAUACUUUGUCUGAAUCUGAGGCAUGCCUCAACAGUAAUUUGAUAAAGCCUUGUUUGCAGGUAUGUUCUCGUAUGCUUCGUAAUAAGAAGUAUGACAUU